Messenger RNA from Ostrinia nubilalis (European corn borer), 4045 nucleotides. RefSeq names its product nuclear cap-binding protein subunit 1 (gene Cbp80). The transcript is spliced from 11 exons. Gene Ontology annotation, biological process: mRNA export from nucleus; nuclear-transcribed mRNA catabolic process, nonsense-mediated decay. Gene Ontology annotation, cellular component: nuclear cap binding complex; nucleus. The record is from RefSeq and is a predicted model, not a curated record. Gene Ontology annotation, molecular function: protein binding; mRNA binding; RNA cap binding. Bases 142 to 2769 code for a protein of 875 amino acids. Lineage: Eukaryota; Metazoa; Arthropoda; Insecta; Lepidoptera; Crambidae.
UUUGUUUGACAGAAGUGCUAGUAAUUUCGCGUCCCGUAUUCCCGUUUUUAAUUUUCUGUUCUAACUUUAUUUGAUCUAAUUUCUUCGAAACCGAAUGAAAAGAGUUAAUCACGACAGUAACUAAUUAAUUGUCUUUGCAAAAUGAAUCGCAGAAGGGCUCAUGAUGAUGACGAUGUUUACGAGCGUUUGCAUAGAAAAAGACGUCGUGUGUCGGAAAAUCAAGAAAUAGAAGACAGGUUGGAAUCCCUAAUUUUAAGAGUGGGCGAGAAAAGUAGCUCAACUUUGGAGAGUAAUUUAGAAGGCUUAGCGAGUGUUUUAGAAGCAGAUCUCAGUACAUUUCGAGUGAAAAUCCUACGUAUUCUCACUGAAUGUGCUAUUCGGAUGCCGGAGAAAUGCACUAUUUAUGCGACAUUGGUUGGAUUACUCAAUGCGAAAAACUAUAACUUUGGUGGAGAGUUUGUGGAGUACAUUGUGAAAACUUUUAAGGAAAACCUGAAGACUGGCAAAUGGAAUGCAGCUCGGUAUUGUUUAAGAUUCAUUUCUGAUUUAGUCAAUUGCCAUGUGCUGGCUGCAUCCUCUUUAUUGACCCUUCUGGAGACAUUGGUAGAUUGUGCAAAUGAAGAUGGUGUUCCCCAAGUGAGGAGAGAUUGGUUUGUGUUUGCCGUGCUGUCCGCCCUGCCGUGGGUAGGGCGGGAGUUGUAUGAGAAGAAGGAAUCUCAACUGGAGCAUUUGCUUGUAACUAUUGAAGUGUUUUUGAACAAGCGCAGCAAGAAACACUGGCCGGCACUCAAGGUGUGGUCGGCAGACUCUCCUCAUUUGCAGGAGGAGUACUUAGACUGCCUUUGGGCUCAAAUCAAGAAGUUGAGACAGGAUAAUUGGUCAGAGAAACAUAUUCCAAGACCAUACCUUGCCUUUGAUUCUAUUUUGUGUGAGGCUUUGCAGCAUACACUGCCUGCUAUUCAGCCACCACCUCAUAAUGACGGCGACUCAUAUCCGAUGCCGCGCGUCAUCUUCCGCAUGUUUGACUACACAGACUGCCCGGAUGGCCCCGUUCUCCCUGGGGCACAUUCCAUAGAGAGAUUCCUCAUCGAAGAACACCUCCACAACAUUCUGGAGGCCUACCACCUUGAACGCAAGGAGUGUGCUGCUCAGCUCCUCUGUUUCCCAUACAAAGCUAAAAUACCAUUGGAAUACUGCAUUGUUGAAGUGAUAUUUGCUGAGUUGUUCAAUCUGCCCAGACCAAGAUACUUGGAGAUUUGUUAUGGGUCUAUUCUUAUUGAGCUUUGUAAGCUGCAGCCGUCUACAAUGCCUCAAGUACUGGCUCAGGCCACUGAGAUACUGUUCCUGAGAAUUGACACCAUGAAUGUAGCAAGUUUUGACAGAUUUGUGACAUGGUUUUCUUACCACUUGAGCAACUUCCAAUACCGCUGGUCCUGGGACGACUGGGAGGGAUGUCUGCAGCUGGAAGCUGACCAUCCUAAGCCAAGAUUCAUCAGGGAAGUCCUAGGAAAAUGUCUAAGGCUCUCAUAUCAUCAAAGAAUUAAGGACAUAACACCAGAGACAUUUGCAUCACUUGUGCCACUGAAACCAGAGCCCAUCUACAAAUAUUCCAUGGAAGGAGCAGCGGCCCUCCCGGGCACCGAAGCAGCGCACCAACUGGUGGUGAAUGUGCGCAACAAAUGCACCCCCGAGGAGGCUCUGAACGUCCUCCGAGACCUCCCUAACCCUUUAAGGGAGGGCGAGCAGCCGGCAGCGGCGCAGGCGGCUCCUCAUAAUCCGCUGAAGAUCGACGUGUUCGUGCAGACGCUGCUCAACCUCGGCAGCAAGAGCAUCUCGCAUAGCUUCGCCGCCAUCUCCAAGUUCCACUACGUGUUCAAGAUCUUGGCAGAGUCCGAGGAAGCCCAGAUAUGCGUGCUCCGCAACGUGUGGGAACUUUGGCAACGUCACCCGCAAAUGGUGUGCGUUCUUGUGGACAAGAUGCUCAAGACACAAAUCGUUGAAUGCAGUGCGGUCGCCACGUGGCUGUUUUCUAAAGAAAUGGCGUCGUAUUUUACCCAUGGAUGCUUGUGGGAGGUGCUGCAUCUGACCAUUGACAAGAUGAACAAGCACGUCUCUAAAUUGAGUGGCGAGUUGCAGGAAGCCAGAGAAGCAUUGGCCAGGGCUGACUCCAGCAGUUCGGACUCGGAGGACGAGAGCGGCAGCAAGAAGAAGAAGGACCAGGACAAACCCACUGAAGAGGCCGUGGAGCGUAUGGAGGAGCGCCUCGAAGCCGCGCACAUGGACCAGAAGCGGCUGUUCCUCAUCGUGUUCCAGCGCUUCAUCAUGAUCCUGUCGGAACAUCUCGUGCGCUGCGACACCGACGCGCGCGACCCCGACACACACUGGUACCGCAGCACCGUGGGCCGCCUGCGACAGGUGUUCCUCGCGGUGAGUCCCGAGCCGUCCGUCCAUCAUGACCCUGGCGGGGACACCGACGCGCGCGACCCCGACACACACUGGUACCGCAGCACCGUGGGCCGCCUGCGACAGGUGUUCCUCGCGGUGAGUCCCGAGCCGUCCGUCCAUCAUGACCCUGGCGGGGACACCGACGCGCGCGACCCCGACACACACUGGUACCGCAGCACCGUGGGCCGCCUGCGACAGGUGUUCCUCGCGCACCACGAGCAAGUGCAGAAGUACAGCAGUACCCUGGAGACGCUGCUGUUCACGCAGGACCUCGACCCUCACAUCCUCGACGUGUUCCACCAGUUCGUGGCGCUUACCGCCUGAGACAUCUCGCCGGACGGGGUGGGGUAGACAAUGUAACGAUGCAAUUAGUGUCAUAGCUCACGAGUGAGUACUGUCAUCCUGAUGCGUGCGCUUUAUAUUAUUCUCUGGCUCGACUUUCGCCUGGCGCAGCAGGCCAAAUAAAAAGCCUAACAAAAGCCGGACAGGCCGGACAAGACAAUAUUUGGCCGGACAAGACCGUACGACUGGCAACCCUACGUGGGACUGUCUAAAGAGAAGUAAUCAUCAUCAUCAGUCAUGAUGUCUACUGCUGAACAUAGGCCUCCCCCAAUGAUAGCCAGAUUGGCUGAUUGGAAGCGGUCGGCAUCCUGCUAACUUUAUAAGGUCAUCUAUCCACCAUGGCUGCGCUUGGAUACUUGGAAUCCAUUUCAGAAUUUUGCUGCCCUGUAGAAUGUUAUUGACAGAUUAGCAAGCUAAAGCGGUGGCAGGAAGCAGAAAUGCCACGACACGCAAUCAGCAAGUCUACUCUACAAUAUUUUCUAACUAGGGGACUAUUCUCACUUCUCUUUCCCACCACUGUAACACCUGUGACCCGCAAUGAAAUGAACCAGAAGGAAAUAUGAAUGUCUAAAAUCGAAAAUACAGACGGAAUUUUAGAGUGAUGCGAUGUCACUGUCAUACUCACACACCGUUAAAAUUUGAUAAAGACUGAGUACUGAUCUAAUCUUGUCUUGCAUCACUUAUCACCUUUUUUGGAUCAAGAGCGAAGUUACAUUGUCUGCGGAGAUGUGUUGCCGAAAAAUAGUAUCGAUGCAUCGAUUAGUCGGUCAAAAAUGACAAACAUAAUUUUCGGCAACACAGAACUGAAUGAUAUGCACGUAUAGUGCUGCCACUAUAUUGCUGAAUAUCGGUAGUCUAAUAAUAUGUUAAGUGCAUAGACAAAAAUUUAAGGUAUUUAUGGUAAUAUGUAUUUGACAAGAAUCAUCCAACCUGGAGUUUGGAUAGCAUUACAGCCAGACAGUGCGUUAUUAGCAAUAACUUAUUACUUUGAAAGAUUUACUUUAUUUUAGGAACAGUUGUAUACAACAGAAGGUUAAAACAUAUGCAUUUAAUAAUUAUAACAGACAUGCCUCCAUCAUCAAGGACUUGCUAAGAUAUUUUCAAGUUAUUAAGAAUUUCAAGAUUUCUAUUUAUGGAGUUCCUAAGAAAAGAUCAACAACUAUGGAGUUCAGUAUCAUAAAAGAGAAAGAUAAUUUAAGUUUCUAAUUUAAGGAUAAAAUAUGCCCGCGUUUUAUGUAAAUAAACAAUUGUGAGCUAA